Molecule: messenger RNA, 1715 nt
Organism: Cheilinus undulatus (humphead wrasse)
Lineage: Eukaryota; Metazoa; Chordata; Actinopteri; Labriformes; Labridae
Gene: dnajb1b
Product: DnaJ heat shock protein family (Hsp40) member B1b
Exons: 3
Coding region: 187-1239 (350 amino acids)
Cellular component (GO): cytosol
Molecular function (GO): transcription corepressor activity; Hsp70 protein binding
Source: RefSeq, a predicted model, not a curated record
GCAAAACUGUCAGUUGAGAUUGUUCAGGCUGGUUGUAGAAAACUCUGGAAGUUUCUGAGGGCUUUAUAAAGAAAAUAUCCAAGGGAAGUCCUUCUGACAAGACACGGGAACGACAAGAGGCCAGCUAGUCAGGAUAAAUAUCAGCUGUCACCACACAGCUUCUUCUUUGACUAAACAGGCCGCUUGAUGGUGAAAAUGGGUAAAGACUACUACGACGUUUUGGGAAUUAAGAAAGGAGCGUCUGAGGAGGACAUAAAGAAAGCCUACCGUAAACAGGCUCUGCGAUAUCACCCUGACAAAAACAAAUCACCGGGAGCCGAGGAGAAGUUCAAGGAAAUCGCUGAAGCCUACGACGUUUUGAGUGACCCAAAGAAAAAGGAUAUCUAUGAUCGUUUUGGUGAAGAAGGUCUGAAAGGAGGAGGCCCCACAGGAGGAGGCGGUGGUGGCCCUGGCACCUUCAGCUACACCUUCCAGGGUGACCCUCAUGCCAUCUUUGAAGAGUUCUUUGGUGGACGUAACCCCUUCGGACAGUUCUUUGGUGGCCGCAAUGGAGGAAUGGAAGAGGACAUGGACACUGAUGACCCUUUCGCCCGCUUCGGGAUGGGAGGUGCUGGAAUGGGCGGGUUCCCUCGCUCCUUCAGCACUGGUAUGGGAGGAAUGGGCGGUCACAGUAGUGUUGUAAAGAAGCAACAGGACCCCCCAGUGGUUCACGAUCUACGUGUGACCUUGGAGGAAGUUCUGAUGGGCUGCACCAAGAAAAUGAAGAUCUCUCGCAAGAGGCUGAACCCUGACAGGAGAACAGUAAGGACUGAAGAUAAAAUCCUGGAGGUGCAGAUAAAGAAGGGGUGGAAAGAAGGCACGAAAAUCACUUUUCCCAAAGAGGGGGAUGAGACACCCACAAACAUUCCAGCUGACAUUGUCUUUGUGUUGAAGGACAAACCACAUUCGAUAUUCAAACGUGACGGCUCUGACAUUAUUUACCCGGCAAAGAUCUCGCUCAGAGAUGCCUUAUGUGGCUGCACAAUCAACGCCCCCACUCUGGAGGGCAAAACAGUGACCGUGACAUCUACAGAUAUCGUGCAGCCAGGCAUGAAGCGACGCAUCAGUGGCGAGGGGCUACCUUAUCCUAAACGGCCCGACCGGCGAGGGGACCUGAUAGUGGAAUACGAAGUGAAGUUUCCAGAAAGACUCAGUCAAAGCGCCCGUGACACCAUCGCUCAGGUCCUCCCAAGAUCUUAAAUGAGAUGGAGGAUAUUUGAAUAACCUUCCAAGCCCCCAACGGUCCUUUCUCCGGUCAUCACAUUCACAGUCGUGGAUUUUUUUUAUUACACAGCAGGCAAUAAUGCAACUCACUGGUCAGAUUUUCCUGCUUACGCUGUCAAUCAUAGUGUAAAAGCUCACCUCAGGACACGCUUCCUAUGAACAAUUCUGCUGGAUUAUAUAGGCUUCACUGUAAAUACCCAAACCUCUAAGAUUUUAUUUUGAUGAUAACAGAUGUAUUAUGAUUUAUAAAGAAUGCUGCAAGGGCACUAUUAUGUGGGGAUUGUAUGUGGAUAUAAAAGGUUUACAUAGUUAAGAUGAAAGGGUUAAACUGAUGGAUGCUAAGACUUCUGAAUGGGGACUCUUCUACUCUUCUGAUGUGCAAAAUGUUUUAUGUUUGAAUGACCAGAAUUGCAAUUUUACAGUAAAAAGAUUAAACUGGUGCUAUAAACAUC